Molecule: messenger RNA, 3649 nt
Organism: Chelonoidis abingdonii (Abingdon island giant tortoise)
Lineage: Eukaryota; Metazoa; Chordata; Testudines; Testudinidae
Source: RefSeq, a predicted model, not a curated record
CCCACCAUGUGAUCUCGGAGGCCAAGGGCCCUUGCUACCGGGUCCUGCGGGACGGCGCCUGCUCCCUGCCCACCCUGCGCAACAUCACCAAGCAGAUCUGCUGCUGCAGCCGCGUCGGCAAGGCCUGGGGCUGGGGCUGCGAGCGCUGCGCGCUCUUCGGCUCCGAUGGCUUCAAGGAGAUCUGCCCAGCGGGUCCUGGCUACCACUUCUCCGCCUCUGACCUACGCUACAACACCCGUUUCCUGGGCUCCGACCUGCCCCGUGUGCCCGUCAGCCGCCAGCAUGGGGGGCGCACGCCUGCCCCACCCGCCCUGCCCGCCACGUCUGGUGGGAGGGGGCAGGGGGCAGACCCCAAUCACCCCCCAUUAUCGGCAGAGCCCAGCAGUGUGUGUGAGCGGAACCCUGAGAUCUGCGGCCCGGGGCGCUGUGGCCCCCGCCAAGGCGGCUACACCUGCCUCUGUCACCCCGGCUUCUGGCUCAGCACCCAGGGCACCCACUGCAUCGACAUGGACGAGUGCCGGCAGCGCCCGCGCCCCUGCGCCAACGGGCGCUGUGAGAACACGGUGGGGAGCUUCCGCUGCAUCUGCGCCCCCGGCUACCGCGCUGCCCUGCCGGGCCCCGAGUGCCGAGACAUCGACGAGUGCUCCCAGAGCCCCCGCCCGUGUGGCCAGGGCCGUUGUGAGAACACGCCCGGCUCCUACCGCUGCGUCUGCCCUGCCGGGUACCGGCCCAACCCCCCUGGCACCAGCUGCACCGACAUCGACGAGUGCGCCCAGAUCCCCCGCCCGUGCGCCCAGGGCCUCUGCGAGAACACGGCCGGGAGCUACCGCUGCACCUGCCCCCGGGGCUUCCGCGCCAGUCCAGCCAGCACUGAGUGCCUGGACCUGGACGAGUGCCGGCAGAGCCCCCAGCCCUGUGAGCCUGGGCGCUGUGAGAACGUGGCUGGCGGGUACCGCUGCAUCUGCCCUGGCGGCUUCCGGCCCAGCCCUGCGAGCACCGAGUGUGUGGAUGUGGACGAGUGCCGGCAAACCCCGCGGCCCUGCAGCUACGGGCGCUGUGAGAACACGCCUGGCAGCUAUCAGUGCGUCUGCCCGGCCGGCUUCCGGCUCGACCCCCAGCAGCGCCACUGCCAGGACAUUGACGAGUGCUUGACAGGCUCGCCCUGCGGCCCCCACGGCCGCUGCUCCAACACCAAGGGCUCCUUCCGCUGCGAGUGCAGCCAGGGGUACCGGGCGGGCGCGCCAGGGGGCCCCUGUGCAGAUGUCAACGAAUGCCUGGAGGGCGAGUUCUGCUUCCCGCACGGCGAAUGUCUCAACACUGAUGGCUCCUACACCUGCCUGUGCGCCCCGGGCUUUGCCCCCGCGCCCAGCGGCACCACCUGCCUCGACGUGGAUGAGUGCCAGCGCGGGGGUAUGUGCGAGGGCGGGCGCUGUGCCAACACAGAUGGUUCCUUCGACUGCCACUGCCCAGCUGGCUUCCGCACCGGCCCUGACAAGCACGCCUGCCAGGACGUUGACGAGUGCCAGGAGUAUGGGGGAGCCCUGUGUGGGGUGCAGCGCUGUGAGAACCAGCCCGGCUCCUACCGUUGUGUCCCCACCUGUGAGCCAGGCUACCGGGCCGGUACUGCCGGGGCCUGUGUCGACGUUGACGAGUGCCAAGAGUAUGGGGGCGCCCUUUGUGGGGCACAGCGCUGUGAGAACCAGCCCGGCUCCUACCGCUGCAUCCCCGCCUGCGAGCCAGGCUACCGGGCCGGUGCUGCCGGGGCCUGCAUCGAUGUGGACGAGUGUGCGAACAGGACACUGUGCGGGGACCACGCCAUGUGCCACAACCUGCCCGGCUCCUUCCACUGCCGCUGCGACCAGGGCUAUGAGACUGCCCGUGAUGGGCACCACUGCCAGGCCCAGCCCCCUGGCCGCCUGCCCGUCCCCCAGCCCGAGCCUGGAGCGCACAUGCGGGACCCCAGCCGCCAGGAGUGCUACUACCAGGCCUGCGAGAAGGUGCUGGCCAGGAACGCCACCCGGCAGGAGUGCUGCUGCAGCCUGGGCCAUGCCUGGGGCCCAGCCUGCCCGGCCCAGCCCUGCCCCGACCCGGGCACAGUGGAGUACCAGGCCCUGUGCCCCCGUGGGAACGGCUACGCCGCAGCAGGACCCCUCGGCGCGCUCACAGACAUGGACGAGUGCGCGCUCUUCAGCACCCAGCUGUGCCGGGGGGGCGUCUGCGUCAACAAGGCCCCCGGCUAUGCCUGCUACUGCCCCAACGGCUACUACUACGAGACGCACCACCUGGAGUGCAUCGAUAAUGACGAGUGCCGUGAUGAGGAGGCAGAGCCCUGCGUUGGGGGGGGCUGCGUGAACACCAUCGGCUCCUUCUACUGCGCCUGCUCACCCCCCCUUGUGCUGGACGGGUCCCAGCGCCGCUGCGUAGCCAACGACAGCCAGGCCCUGGACGAGAACCAGGCCGUGUGCUGGCAGGCGGUGGGGCCGGACCUGGUCUGCAGCCGCCCGCGCCUCGACCGGCAGGUCACCUACACUGAGUGCUGCUGCCUCUACGGGGAGGCCUGGGGCAUGGACUGCGCCCUGUGCCCUGCCCGAGACUCAGAUGACUUUGAGGCACUGUGCAACGUGCUGCGCCCCCCCAGCUACGGCCCGGCCCGGCCUGGCCUGGGCCUGCCCUAUGAAUACGGCCCGGAGUUCGUGCCCAGCUACGGGCUGCCCUACGGCCCUGAGCUGUUCGCUGGCUCCGCGGCACGGGGGCCCCAGCCUGGCCUGCGCCCUGACUACGACCCCUACGCCCUGGGGGGCUACGCUGGCCGCCGCGACUCUCUCUACGGCCCCUCCACCUAUGAGGCCGGCGACUUCGAGGACUUGGCCUACGUGGAUGCCCGCCCGGAGGAGCCACCCGCCCCCUACCAGCGCCCUGACCCCCCCCGCACCUACCGGCCCCGCAGCCCUCCGGACCCUGAGCCCGGCCCCUCCUGGCAGUACUCCCCCCAUCCUGCCAGCCCCUUCCCCGAACAGCCGGCCCAGGCCAGCGAGACCCACACCGGCGCUGCGGCCGAGGAGUUGGCGGUCCUGAACGGCUGCCUGAGGAAUGGGCGGUGUGUUGCGUGCCCCACGGGCUUCACCUGCCGCUGCCGACCCGGGCUUCCGCCCCCCUCCACGGUCACAUGGCCUGCCUGGGUGAGCCCCGCCCCACGGCCAGCCCCCCUCCACGGUCACAUGGCCUGCCUGGAUAUCAACGAGUGCGCCGAGGCCGAAGGCCCCCCCACGCUCUGCCUCAACGGGCGCUGCAUCAACAUGGACGGCUCCUACCGCUGCCUCUGCUCCCGCGGCUACAUCCUGAGCCAGCCCCCCAACUCCUGCGUCCCUGCCAGGCCCCGGGCCUGAGGGGCAGCUGGAGAGCCCGUGCUGGGGGGCGGGGGCAGGGAGGUAUUUAUUGUGUGGCUCUUGGGCUGCCCAUCCCCGCAACAGGGGGCAGGGGCCCCCAGGAGGUGAGUCCCCAGGGGUUGGGGCCAAGCGAUUCCCCCCUGGAGCAUGAACCUCGGUCUGUGCUAAGCCCAGCCUGCCCCCGGGCUCAGGGAGCGACUCCAGCCGGCAGCACUAGGAGGCUGUUACCCUGAGACCUCUCCAGCAGGCUGACCCCGGGGCAG